GAUACGGAACGGUACGUAGUACACUCGUUGGUAUUCCAGUGUUAAAACAUGAAAAGCUACGCUGGAAAAAGGACAACGGUUAAAUAGAAGAUACCAACACUAUUGGUAUCCAGCGGCAUACGAAAAAACAACUCUGACUCCGAUUCCGACUCUAAACUCCGUUUGGCAUAAUUCUCCGUACACAAACACACACGCACACACACACAUUCGUUCAUACACACGCGUACUAGAACACCAACACACUCACGCGAAGCGUAGCAAAAAGUCGAUUUUCCACCAACAAAAAAAAGAAAACCAUAGAUUGAAGUUUGUUGUAUAUGUGCAAAACUUUAAAUUGCUGACCAUAAAAUGCAAUUGCGAUAGCAAACGAUAGAAAAUCGUAAAGAACACGGGAAAACGUUAAAACUUCAUAGAGAUGUAGACAAAGUGUGUGAGAGCUUUGAUUUUGCUGCGAUUCCCCCCACCCCCCUUCAAAUAAAAUUGUGUUUUUUCCCCCUCCAUCUAUAUAAAUAUAUAUAUAUAUGUUUUUUGUUGGUGUGCGUUAUUUGUGCUGAGCUCAUCCACAAACGCAAAAAAAAAGGGAUAAGGGGAAGAAAAGUUUUUUUUUUCUAUUUUGGCCCUAAAAGUGAACAACGUCCUGCCCCAUAGCCAAUCCCCCGCGCCUUCCGCCCUACGUAAGGAGAAGAAGAAAAAGGUUUUGUGAUAUUUUGUGUGUGUGAGUGUUCUUUUUUGUUUUGCUGAUGUGUUACGGUUCAUAAUGAGCCGUGUGACUUUAGGCCUCCAUGGCCAUUGAACGGGUAAACGGUGUAGGAGCAACCAUUACGUUUAACGUCCAUCCUCGAGCACAACGAUUUGCCUUAGAGCAAAAUAAAAACAACCACAACGGCGGACCAGGACGAACUCUAGGACGAGCACAUGGCGAGCUGGAGCAUCUUGUGUGCAACGCUGCUGGCCUGGCUGACGUUACUGACGGCAACCCACUCGGUACGCAUUACCAAUCUGCGUGUGCCACAUACCUACACACUAGAACGUGAUAUCGAGCCCGAUCCUCUCGUGCUCGACUGUGAAUAUGAGAUAGGUCCGCGUGAGAAGGGAUUUGUCCUAAAGUGGCUGUUUAACAAUCACUCCAUCUAUCAAUGGAUACCCUCAGUCAAGGGUUUUGCCAUGGGCUUCAUGAAGGCCAAGAUAGAUACGAAAAUAUUCACCAUGGAGGGCAGUCCCGGUGUUAUAUCGAUAAAGAAUCCCGACUGGAACAUGACGGGGGAGUAUACAUGUGCGGUGCAAACCUUUGAGUCCACGGAUAAGCGAAGUGCCCGCUUACAAAUCAUUGUUCCUGAAUCGGAUUUCAUGCUGGAGGCACGCAUGGGCGGCGAACACACAGAUGUGGACAUAAUGUGUGCGGUUCAACAUGUUUUCCCCCAGCCAGUGUUAUCUGUCAUCUUUGAUACACACAUACUGGACUCGGUGCUUACGCAACUGGAUCAAGAUCCAAGCGGCCUGUAUAGCAUGACCGUAAGGACGCGAAUACCACGAGAUCAACUAGAAUCCCCUACACCGAUAACCUGUGCGUUUUUCCUGCUUGGCACAAACUAUACCAAACGCAGGGAGACUAUUUUCUAUGAUAAGGCCACAAAUAUACAACGCAAAUGGACAACAGUCGCCGUAGUUAUGUCGAUCGCAUCCUUAGCUUUAAGCAGUUAGUUUCUUAGUGUUAAACAUUUUUAGAUUUGUUCAUAUUUGGGUUUUUCAUUUUAUUCACCCCUUUUUCUUAUAGAGUGUUUUCUUGUCAUUUCAUUUUUGAAUAGAACUUUUAAAAAAAACAAAUAACAAAAAAACGGAUAAACGUAAUUUUUUUGCGGUAUUUUUAAAAAAAGCGCUUAUUUUGUAAAUGCAUAUAAAUGUAAGUAUACAAAACAAAAACAAAAACAAAAAAACAAAAAACAAACUAGACCCACAUACAUACAAUAUAUACAAUACAUACAUAAACACAGUCACACACAUACACGUACACAGAAAGACAACUAAACGACAAAAGUAAAUACAAAUUAUUGUAUUCAUAUAUUUACCACAUAAAUAAAUAUAUAUAUACAUAUAUAUAUAAAUAGUUAUAUGAGAUGUAUAGGUCUAAUUGAGUAAUGAAAUGCUAAUAAAAAAACAAACAAACAAACGAA
This is a messenger RNA of Drosophila willistoni, 2171 nucleotides long. RefSeq lists its product as uncharacterized. The coding region runs from base 916 to 1701 and encodes 261 amino acids. The record is from RefSeq and is a predicted model, not a curated record. The transcript is spliced from 6 exons. NCBI's taxonomy places the organism in Eukaryota, Metazoa, Arthropoda, Insecta, Diptera, Drosophilidae.